This is a messenger RNA of Arachis duranensis, 1095 nucleotides long. RefSeq lists its product as uncharacterized. The transcript is spliced from 3 exons. Bases 1 to 1095 code for a protein of 364 amino acids. The record is from RefSeq and is a predicted model, not a curated record. NCBI's taxonomy places the organism in Eukaryota, Viridiplantae, Streptophyta, Magnoliopsida, Fabales, Fabaceae.
AUGGAAACCGCUACUGGCAGUAGCGGUUUACAAAAGCACAGAAACCGCUGCUCUGGUGUGAGAUAUGAAACCUUUGUGAUAAGGUCGGAUGAAGACCUGCAGGUCUUGUUUCACUGCAGGCGUAGUUUUUCGGAGGUGAGGAUACCUGAGCUGUUUGCGAAGUUGAAAGAUGGUGUCGACAGCUCUGGGGCAUCGGCACCGAAUCCUCAAUCGACCACGGUCGGUGGUGCCUCGACAUCGAUGCCUGUGGUAGCAGCUGCAGUUCUGAUUCCUGAGCCCAAACGUGCUGGGGCUGUUCAUACUAGUGUGCCUCCUGUUGUGCCUGAUUUUGAAUUUGAGGCCGGACCGGAUCGAGUUGAGAAUGCGUUGCGUGACGAUGAUUCGGAUGAGGAGCCGGUCGAUAUUGGUAGGGACAGUGAUGAUGAUAUUCCAAGAGGUACAUGUACAGCACAUGGAGGUUCUGGUUCUAGAACACAAGAGUACCCUCUGCACCUGUCGUCCUUGAACUUGGAAGCCAUCGGCCAACACCAGAAUGUAGAAGCAACCUUCGUGGGACAGGGUAUGCAUGAUGCGAAUCCUUUGACGGAAUUCCAGAUUGACCAAUCGUUCCAGAGUAAGGAGGAAGCCGUGCUGAGUGUAAAAGAUUACAGCAUUCGGCGUGGAGUUGAGUAUAGAGUUAUGGAGUCGGACAAUCUGAAAUACCAAGGGAGAUGCAAGGAGUUUGGUAACAGGUGCACGUGGUUGAUUCGUAUAGUCAUGCGAAAGAGGAAGAGCACAUGGGAAGUUAGGAGGUACAACGUGUAUGGCCACAUCGAUAUCGAGCAACCACAAGUGCUGCAAGAGGCAACGGAGGUGACAUACGGUUUCAGGCCCAGUUAUCAGAAGGUGUGGUUGGCGAAGCAGAAGGCAGUAGCACAGAUCUAUGGCGACUGGGAGGAGUCAUAUAGGGAUCUGCCCUGCUGGAUCCUUGGGAUCAAACCCACCAUGGAUGGUUCCGUUGCUUUGCUGAACCUAAACCUCUCGUGGAACCAUGUAAAGUAUAUCGUCAUCUGCUUGACCUUAUUCGGUGGUGGCAGCUCACUGAAUAGGUCCUGA